AUGACAACAGAGACAGGCCCCGAUUCUGAGGUGAAGAAGGCUCAGGAAGAGGCCCCGCAGCAGCCUGGGGCCGCUGCUGCUGCUGCUGCUGCUGCUGCUGCGACCACCCCAGUGACCCCCGCAGGCCACGGCCACCCGGAGGCCAACUCCAAUGAAAAGCAACCGCCCCAGCAGGACACUCGGCCUGCGGAACAGAGCCUAGACAUGGACGAGAAGGACAACGGGGAGGCUGAUGGCCUGUCGGAGAGGACCACGCCCAGCAAGGCCCAGAAGUCGCCCCAGAAGAUUGCCAAGAAAUACAAGAGCGCUAUCUGCCGAGUCACUCUGCUCGAUGCCUCUGAGUAUGAGUGUGAGGUGGAGAAGCACGGCCGGGGCCAGGUGCUGUUCGACCGGGUCUGCGAGCACCUCAACCUGCUGGAGAAGGACUACUUCGGCCUGACCUUCUGCGAUGCUGACAGCCAGAAGAACUGGCUGGACCCCUCCAAGGAAAUCAAGAAGCAGAUCCGGAGCAGCCCCUGGAAUUUUGCCUUCACAGUCAAGUUCUACCCCCCUGACCCUGCCCAGCUGACAGAAGAUAUCACCAGAUAUUACCUGUGCCUGCAGCUGCGGGCAGACAUCAUCACAGGCCGGCUGCCCUGCUCCUUCGUCACGCACGCCCUGCUGGGCUCCUACGCCGUGCAGGCCGAGCUGGGCGACUACGAUGCCGAGGAGCAUGUGGGCAACUACGUCAGUGAGCUCCGCUUCGCCCCGAACCAGACCCGAGAGCUGGAGGAGAGGAUCAUGGAGCUGCACAAGACGUACAGGGGCAUGACCCCAGGAGAAGCGGAGAUCCACUUCCUGGAGAACGCCAAGAAGCUGUCCAUGUACGGAGUAGACCUGCACCAUGCCAAGGACUCUGAGGGCAUCGACAUUAUGUUAGGAGUCUGUGCCAAUGGCCUGCUCAUCUACCGGGACCGACUGAGGAUCAACCGCUUCGCUUGGCCCAAGAUUCUCAAGAUCUCCUACAAGAGGAGUAACUUCUACAUCAAGAUCCGGCCUGGGGAGUAUGAGCAGUUCGAAAGCACAAUUGGCUUUAAGCUCCCAAACCACCGGUCAGCCAAGAGACUGUGGAAGGUCUGCAUUGAGCACCACACGUUCUUCCGGCUCGUGUCCCCCGAGCCCCCACCCAAGGGCUUCCUGGUGAUGGGCUCCAAGUUCCGGUAUAGUGGGAGGACCCAGGCACAGACCCGCCAGGCCAGCGCCCUCAUCGACCGGCCCGCGCCCUUCUUCGAGCGUUCCUCCAGCAAACGGUACACCAUGUCCCGCAGCCUUGAUGGAGCAGAGUUUUCCCGCCCAGCCUCGGUGAGUGAGAACCACGACACAGGACCCGAUGGUGACAAACGGGAGGAAGAUGGCGAGUCUGCCGGGCGGCAGUCAGAGGCCGAGGAGGGAGAGGUCAGGACCCCCACCAAGAUCAAGGAGCUGAAGUUCUUAGACAAGCCAGAGGAUGUCUUGCUGAAGCACCAGGCCAGCAUCAACGAGCUCAAGAGGACCCUGAAGGAACCCAACAGCAAACUGAUCCACCGGGAUCGAGACUGGGAGCGGGAACGCAGGCUGCCCUCCUCGCCCGCCUCCCCCUCCCCCAAAGGCACCCCUGAGAAAGCCAGUGAGAGAGCAGGGCUGAGGGAGGGCUCGGAGGAGAAAGUCAAACCGCCGCGUCCCAGGGCGCCGGAGAGCGACACGGGAGACGAGGACCAGGACCAGGAGAGGGACGCGGUGUUCCUGAAGGACAACCACCUGGCCAUUGAGCGCAAGUGCUCCAGCAUCACGGUCAGCUCCACGUCCAGCCUGGAGGCCGAGGUCGACUUCACCGUCAUCGGGGACUACCACGGCAGCGCCUUCGAGGACUUCUCCCGCAGCCUGCCUGAGCUCGACCGGGACAAGAGCGACUCGGACACGGAGGGCCUGGUGUUCUCCCGGGACCUCAGCAAGAGGGGCCCCAGCCAGGAUGACGAGUCGGGGGGCAUGGAGGACAGCCCGGAUCGCGGGGCCUGCUCCACCCCGGACAUGCCCCAGUUUGAGACCGUGAAGACAGAGACCAUGACUGUCAGCAGCCUGGCCAUCAGGAAGAAGAUCGAGCCCGAGGCUAUGCUGCAGACCAGAGUCACCACUGUGGACGCCCAGGUGGAUGGGACUGCCCUAGGAGGGAAGGAAUUCAUAACCACUGCUCCCUCCAUCACCACAGAGACCAUAUCAACCACCAUGGAGAACAGUCUCAAGUCCGGGAAGGGGGCAGCUGCCAUGAUCCCAGGCCCACAGACGGUGGCCACGGAAAUCCGUUCUCUUUCUCCGAUCAUCGGGAAAGAUGUCCUCACCAGCACCUACGGCGCCACCGCGGAAACCCUCUCCACCUCCACCACCACCCAUGUCACUAAAACUGUGAAAGGAGGGUUUUCCGAAACGAGGAUCGAGAAGCGGAUCAUUAUUACUGGGGACGAAGAUGUUGAUCAAGACCAGGCCCUGGCCCUGGCCAUCAAGGAGGCCAAACUUCAGCAUCCUGACAUGCUGGUAACCAAAGCUGUCGUAUACAGAGAAACAGACGCAUCCCCGGAGGAGCGGGACAAGAAGCCUCAGGAAUCCUGA
Molecule: messenger RNA, 2622 nt
Organism: Pipistrellus nathusii (Nathusius's pipistrelle)
Lineage: Eukaryota; Metazoa; Chordata; Mammalia; Chiroptera; Vespertilionidae
Source: the annotation of a GenBank genome assembly